Molecule: messenger RNA, 519 nt
Organism: Microdochium trichocladiopsis
Lineage: Eukaryota; Fungi; Ascomycota; Sordariomycetes; Xylariales; Microdochiaceae
Exons: 1
Coding region: 47-406 (119 amino acids)
Source: RefSeq, a predicted model, not a curated record
AUCGUCCAGUGCGCGGCGGGCACGCAAUUGGUAGUCUUUUGGCACCAUGACGACAGCCUCACUUUGGGUGGUCACAAUGGUGGCAGUGAGGUCGCGGUGUGACACGGAUCAACAGAUUUAUAUAGCUAAAUGUAUGGUGGGGUGUUACGACGCGUCGCGUCGUGACCCCUGGUCGCGAUGCGGCCUGGUCGCGAGGUGGCCGGUAGACUUAGUAGUUACCCUCGGCGUCCUCUUCUGUGUCAGCCUCAUCGAUCUUGUCAACUUGGGAUCAGCCAAUAUCGCCGGCAUGGGCCAGGAUUUGCAGCUGGUGGGGGAUCGAUACGUGAGUUUACCCUUACUGAUCACAUCUUCCUAUGUGAAGACCACGACUCUGUCUGGCGCUGACUGCUGGUACGGGGGUUUUUAGGCUAUCGUUACGCUUGUGUUUUUCAUUACGUACACGCUGGGCCAACAGCCAUCGACAAUUAUUUUGCGAAAAAUGACUAAGCACAUUUAGAGCUCGUGAGAGCACAUGAAAGG